Anolis carolinensis (green anole) is the source of this 12578-nucleotide messenger RNA. RefSeq names its product zinc finger protein 239-like. The coding region runs from base 2905 to 3861 and encodes 318 amino acids. The record is from RefSeq and is a predicted model, not a curated record. Lineage: Eukaryota; Metazoa; Chordata; Lepidosauria; Squamata; Anolidae. The transcript has 2 exons.
CACACACACACAGUAGAGUUUCACUUAUCCAACACUCUCUUAUCCAACGUUCUGGAUUAUCCAACGCAUUUUUGUAGUCAAUGUUUUCAAUACAUCGUGAUAUUUUGGUGCUAAAUGCGUAAAUACAGUAAUUACUACAUAGUAUUACUGUGUAUUGAACUACUUUUUCUGUCAAAUUUGUUGUAUAACAUGAUGUUUUGGUGCUUAAUUGGUAAAAUCAUAACCUAAUUUGAUGUUUAAUAGGCUUUCCUUAAUCCCUCUUUAUUAUCCAACAUAUUCGCUUAUCCAACAUUCUGCCGGCCCGUUUAGCUUGGAUAAGUGAGACUCUACUGUAUAUAUAUAUAUAUGGUGGGAGAAAGAACCAUUGUCUCUUUGAAGCAAGUGUAAAUAUUGCAAUUAGCGAGCUUAAUUAACAUUGAGUAGCCAUGAAACAGCAAAGUCAAUCAGUGUUGUUGCCUCAUUUCCAACAAACCUCUGAGGAUGCCAUUAGCCACAGAUCCCCACCAAGCAGCAGGCAGCCAGGCUUUGAAUCUGCAAGGCCAUUCAGUGCUAAUCAAGCUGGCCAAUUGCAACAUCUACACCUGCAUCAGACAGACAAAGAGUUCUUUCUCCCACCCUGGACAUUAUUCCACAGAUACAUAAACACCACUUGUCUAGUUUCCAACAGACCUGAUAACCUUAGAGGAUGCCGGCCACAGAUAUGGGCGAAACAUCAGGAGAGAAUGCUUCUGGGACAUAGCCACACAGCUUGGCCAACUUUCAGCAACUCAGUGAUUCUGGCCAUGAAAGACUCCCAAAUCAUAUUCAAAGUUGUAUUUCUUUGUGUUGUUGUGUGUUUCCCGGGCUGUAUGGCCAUGUUCCAGAAGCAUUCUCUCCUGACGUUUUGCCCACAUCUGUGGCAGGCAUCCUCAGAGGUUGUGAGGUAUUAUUUCUUUGUUUAUUUUUUGCCAGUUACUUGAGAAUUCUAGUCGUGUGAGUUUUGCUUAACUGAGAAUCUAAAACAACAACAACAGCAUAUCAAUAACUAAAGGUAAAGUUUCCCCCCAAAAUUAAGUCUAGUCGGGUCCGACUCUGGGGGUUGGUGCUCAUCUCCAUUUCUAAGCCGAAGAGCCAGCGUUGUCCAUAGACACCUCCACGGUCAUGUUGCCACUGGCACAACUGCACAGACCGCCAUUACCUUCCCAGUGGAGCUGUACCUAUGGAUCUACUCACAUUUGCAUGUUUUCGAACUGCUAGGUUGGCAGAAGCUGGGGCUAACAGCAUGUGCUCACUCCGCUCCCUAGAUUCGAACCUGCAACCUUUCAGUCUGUAAGUUCAGCAGCUCAGUGCUCUAACGCACUGCGCCACCGUGGGCUCCAACAUAUCCAUAAACACGUACAUUAUUUUUGUUUGGCUCUUGUAAUCCUAACUAUGUUCAAUCAAUCUAUCUGUGAGAAAGGAGUGCACAAGCCUUGUCUGGGUUUCAAUGUAGCCUUGCUUGUCUAGACUUGAGGAUUUGAUGCCACUGAAAACUUUGUAGCCCUAAAGUUGCAACACUCAGUCCCACUUCCUAAAAAAGAGGAAAUGCUGGAGAAGGAAGGGAUGAGGAGGAGAACAAGGGAUUGUGUGACUGUGAAAGGAGGCUGGUGUGUAUGAGGGUUGAGUGAAAAGUAAUGCCUCCACCUUCACAACUCCUCAGCAGAUGGCAGUCCUGGUAUGUGGCAGGUCCUGACUUGUUCAGUAGACACUCCUCUACAGUUCCAUUUGGAGGGAAACUUUAGCAUUGAACGGUUGUGUUGUUAAAGUGCGAAGUAUGGAACCCUGCGCAGACAGGAAAGCCUUAGCAUUGAACGGUUGUGUUGUUAAAGUGCGAAGUAUGGAACCCUGCGCAGACAGGAAAGCCUUAGCAUUGAACGGUUGUGUUGUUAAAGUGCGAAGUAUGGAACCCUGCACAGACAGGAAAGCCUUAGCAUUGAACGGUUGUGUUGUUAAAGUGCGAAGUAGGGAACCCUGUGCAGACGGUCGGUCAAUGUGACUUAAGCCACGUGCAGUCAUUGAAUUCUUGAUCGCAGAAGGUGUCUGGGGUGAGAUUCAUCACAUCAUAAUGGUGAUUGUGUGGAUGUGAGUCCUGUGCAUCGUUGGGCGAGUAAGUUUGAAGAUGUUGAGGUGGGAACAUCUGAUUUGUGUGACAAACAAAGAGUUGGACGUCCCGUGACAGCAACCACCGAGUUUCACAAGCAAAAGGUUGACAGAUUGAUUCAGGACGAUCGUUGUAGAGAGAGAAACUUCAAGUGUAAUCGACAUUUCACAAGAACGUGUGGGUCACCUUAUUGCUUUGCUUGGCUGUCCGAAGAUCUGUGCACGAUGGGUCGUGUGAGACGUCGGUUGCGGAAACAGAGUGUCGACUUCUUCCGUGACGGCUUCAGAAAACGUGUUCAUCGUUGGCAGAAAUGUAUCCAAUAGACAGGUGAUGAUGUGGGAAAGUGAAUAGUGGUUGUUAAAGAGCACAUUCUCAGGAUUAUUUCUGAGUUUGAUUUAUUAAAAUACUCCCAUCCAAACCCAAGUCACGAAGGUGGAGGCAUUACUUUUCAUUCAAUCCUCGCAGCUUGGCUCUGCUUUGGCAUCUCAAGGGUGGAGGGAAGAGAGCCCUGCUUCCUAGAGAGGAAAGGCAGGGCUGGAGAAGGAAGGGGGGCACAAAGAGGAGGAGGAGGAGGAGGAAGGAGAGAAGAAGGAGAAGAAGAAGAGAAGGUCCAGAGAGAGAGGAAAAGGAGAAAUGGAUGGGAGACAAGCACCUUAAUCAUCUCCGGUGUAUGGGAACGUAUUGAAAGGGUCAUCACUUCACCGUCAACAUGGAGAAGGAACUUCAUUGACCCUGAAGCACGGGCUGAACAUCUAACAACACAUCCAACGAACCGAUGUAAACGGAUGGAAGGUGGGAAGAUGUUCGGCCAUGGUGGCGCAUGCAUGGCAACCCACCAAGGGACCCCGGUGGUGGAAAAGCCGUAUAAAUGCCUGGAGUGUGGGAAGGGCUUUGGCAGCACCAGCGCUCUCGUUGUGCACCAAAGGACCCACACGGGAGAGAAGCCCUACAAAUGCCUGGAGUGUGGUCGGUGCUUCAGCGAAGGCAGCAAGCUUACCAUCCACGGGCGGACCCACACCGGGGAGAAGCCCUACAAGUGCGUGGAGUGCGGGAAGAGCUUCAUCGUGAGCAGCGCUCUGAGUCUGCACGAAAGGACCCACACCGGGGAGAAACCUUAUCAAUGUACGGAGUGUGGGAAAAGGUUCCGCGUGAGUAGUGAUCUUACUUCACACCGGAGAACCCACACGGGCGAGAAGCCCUACAAGUGCUCCGUAUGCGGGAAGAUGUUCAGCGAUAGUGGAGCGUGCACCAAGCACCAGAGAAUCCACACUGGGGAGAAGCCCUACAAGUGCAUGGAGUGUGGGAAGACCUUCAUUUGCAGCAGUUCCCUCGCGUUGCACGAAAGGACCCACACCGGGGAGAAGCCCUACAAGUGCACCGAGUGUGGGAAGAGCUUCAACCGGAGCGGGACUCUCACGUCCCAUCAGAGGAGGCACACGGGGGAGAAGCCCUACACCUGCGCGGACUGCGGGCGGAGCUUCAGUGACAGUGGGACCUGCGUGAGGCAUCGAAGGACCCACACCGGGGAGAAGCCCUACAAAUGCAUGGCGUGUGGGAAGGGAUUCAGCCAGUGCGGCGCAUGCACCAUCCACGAACGGAUCCACACGGGAGAGAAGCCGUAUCAGUGCCCCGAAUGUGGGAAGAGCUUCAACAGCCGGGGCGCAUGUUCCAAGCAUCGGCGGACCCAUGGAGAUCACGGCGCCUGGGAAAAGGAUCCGUCUUUGGUCAAAGAAGACACAUAAUGGAGAAACCACAUACAUGUGUGGAAUGUGGAAGGACCUUCAAUAGUUGGGACACAUGUUCCAAGCAUCAAUGAACCCAUGGAGACCAUGAAAUCUUGCAAGAACAUCUACCUUUAUUCAAAGAAACCAUUAAUGAAUGGAAUGCUGAAGGACCUUCAAUAGUUGGGGCACAUGUUCCAAGCAUCAAUGAACCCAUGGAGACCAUGGAGUCUUGGAAGAACAUCUACCUUUAUUCAAAGAAGCCACAUUAACGAAUGGAAUGUGGAAGGACCUUCGAUAGUUGGGGCACAUGUUCCAAGCACCAACGAACCCAUGGAGACCAUGGAGUCUAGAAGAACAUCUACCUUCAUUCAAAGAAGUCACAUUAAUGGAUGGAAUGCUGAAGAACCUUCAGUACUUGGUGCACAUGUUCCAAGCAUCAAUGAACCCAUGGAGACCAUGGAGUCUAGGAAGAACAUCUACCUUUAUUCAAAGAAGCCAUUAAUGAAUGGAAUGUGGAAGGACCUUCAAUAGUUGUGGCACUUCAACAAACCCAUGGCAAUGUUGAUACCUUGGAGCAACAUCUACCCGCAUUCAAAGAAGCCAUGCAAUAGAGAACUACAUAAAUGGAUGGAGUGUAGAAGGACCUUCAAUAGUCAGGGCACAUGUUCCAAGCAUCAAUGAACCCAUGGAGACCAUGGAGUCUAGGAAGAACAUCUACCUUUAUUCAAAGAAGCCAUUAAUGAAUGGAAUGUGGAAGGACCUUCAAUAGUUGUGGCACUUCAACAAACCCAUGGCAAUGUUGAUACCUUGGAGCAACAUCUACCCGCAUUCAAAGAAGCCAUGCAAUAGAGAACUACAUAAAUGUAUGGAGUGUAGAAGGACCUUCAAUAGUCAGGGCACAUGUUCCAAGCAUCAAUGAACCCAUGGAGACCAUGGAGUCUAGGAAGAACAUCUACCUUUAUUCAAAGAAGCCAUUAAUGAAUGGAAUGUGGAAGGACCUUCAAUAGUUGUGGCACUUCAACAAACCCAUGGCAAUGUUGAUACCUUGGAGCAACAUCUACCCGCAUUCAAAGAAGCCAUGCAAUAGAGAACUACAUAAAUGGAUGGAGUGUAGAAGGACCUUCAAUAGUCAGGGCACAUGUUCCAAGCAUCAAUGAACCCAUGGAGACCAUGGACCAUGUGCUCUUGCAGUUUGCAGUACAAAGGAAUGCUGAAACUAAGACAAGUCAAACACGCAUUCUGGACUUUAAGAGAGCUGACUUCCAAAAAAUGAAGGAAUUACUGAGCGGCAUCCCAUGGACGCCAAUAUUAAAAAACAAGGGAGUUAAGGAUGGAUGGGAGUUUUUCAAAAGUGAAAUACUCAAGGCGCAAAUGCAAACAGUGCCAACAAAGAAGAAAAAUAAGACAAGUGCAAAGAAGCCAGAAUGGAUGUCCAAAGAACUUCUAACUGAGCUAAAGCUCAAAAGUGACAUGCACAAGAAGUGGAAAAGGGGAGAAAUCACCAAAGAAGAAUUCAAACGUAUAGCCAACACCUGUAGGGAAAAGGUUCGCAAGGCUAAAGCGCAAAAUGAGCUCAGGCUUGCCAGGGACAUAAAAAACAACAAAAAAGGCUUUUUUGCUUACGUUGGUAGAAAAAGGAAGAAAAAGGAGGCGAUAGGGCCACUGCAAGGAGUAGAUGGGGUGAUGGUGACAGGGGAUAGGGAAAAGGCAGAACUGCUUAAUGCCUUCUUUGCCUCGGUCUUCUCACAAAAAGAAAGCCAUCUUCAACCUCAGCAACACGGAAUGGACGAAGGAUUGGGGGAAAUCCAACCCCAAAUAGGGAAACAAGUUGUCCAGGAACACCUGGCCUCUCUAAACGAAUUCAAGUCCCCAGGGCCAGAUCAGCUACAUCCAAGAGUAUUGAAGGAACUAGCGGAAGUUAUUUCAGAACCACUGGCAAUUAUCUUCGAGAGUUCUUGGAGAACGGGAGAAGUCCCAGCAGAUUGGAGGAGGGCAAAUGUGGUCCCUAUCUUCAAGAAGGGAAAAAAGAACGACCCAAACAAUUACCGUCCAGUCAGCCUCACGUCGAUACCAGGCAAGAUUCUGGAAAAGAUCAUCAAGGAAGUGGUCUGCGAACACUUAGAAACAAAUGCGGUCAUUGCUAAUAGUCAACACGGAUUUACCAAAAACAAGUCAUGCCAGACUAAUCUGAUCUCUUUUUUCGACAGAGUUACGAGUUGGGUCGAUACAGGGAAUGCUGUGGAUGUAGCGUACCUGGAUUUCAGUAAGGCCUUCGACAAAGUCCCCCACGACCUUCUGGCAAACAAACUAGUAAAAUGUGGGCUAGACAAAACUACGGUUAGGUGGAUCUGUAAUUGGCUAAGUCAGGGGUCCCCAAACUAAGGCCCGGGGGCCGGAUGCGGCCCAUCGAAGCCAUUUAUCUGGCCCCCACGGCACAAGGGCAGAAGGGGGUUGGGCUAAAUGACCCAAGGGGUCUCUUCUUCUCUUACAACCCUUAUUAUUACUAUUAUUAUUAUUAUUAUUAUUAUUAUCAUUGAGGCUGGGUAGACAUCUGUCAGGGGCAAUACUAAUGGCUUUUGGUGCACAAAGGCAGAAGGGGAUAGAACUAAAUGGCCCAAGGGGUCUCUUCCAACCCUCUUUAUUAUUAUUAUUAUUAUUAUUAUUAUUAUUAUUAUUAUUAUUAUUAUUAACAUUGAGGCUGGGUGGCCAUCUGUCAGGGAUGCUUUGCUUGUGCUUUUGGUGCACAAAGGCAGAAAGGGAUUGGACUCAAUGGCGCAAGGGGUCUCUUCCAACCCUCUUUAUUAUUAUUAUUAUUAUUAUUAUUAUUAUUAUUAUUAUUAUUAUUAUUAUCAUCAUUGAGGCUGGGUGGCCAUCUGUCAGGGAUGCUUUGCUUGUGCUUUCGGUGCACAAAGGCAGAAGGAGAUUGGACUCAAUGGCCCAAAGGGUCUCUUCCAACCCUCCUUUUUAUUAUUAUUGUUGUUGUUGUUGCUGUUGUUGUUGUUAUUAUUAUUAUUAUUAUUAUUAUUAUUAUUAAUUAUUAUUGCUUGGUGGCCAACUAUAGUCCGGCCCUCCCACGGUCCGAAAGAUCAUGAACUGGCCCCCUGUUUAAAAAGUUUGGGGACCCCUGGGCUAAGUGAACGAACCCAAAGGGUGCUCACCAAUGCGUCGUCUUCAUCAUGGAAAGAAGUGACAAGUGGAGUGCCGCAGGGCUCCGUCCUGGGCCCGGUUCUGUUCAACAUCUUUAUAACGACUUAGACGAAGGGUUAGAAGGCACGAUCAUCAAGUUUGCAGACGACACAAAACUGGGAGGGAUAGUUAACACUCCAGAAGACAGGAGCAGAAUUCAAAACGAUCUUGACAGACUAGAGAGAUGAUUGGCCGAAACUCACAAAAUGAAGUUCAACAGGGACAAAUGCAAGAUACUUCACUUCGGCAGAAAAAAUGGAAAUCAAAGAUACAGAAUGGGGGACGCCUGGCUUGACAGCAGUGUGUGCGAAAAAGACUUUGGAGUCCUCGUGGACAACAAGUUAAACAUGAGCCAACAAUGUGAUGCAGCAGCUAAAAAAGCCAACGGGAUUCUGGCCUGCAUCAAUAGGGGAAUAGCGUCUAGAUCCAGGGAAGUCCUGCUCCCCUCGAUUCUGCCUUGGUCAGACCACACCUGGAAUCACACUGUGUCCAAUUUUGGGCACCACAGUUGAAGGGAGAUGUUGACAAGCUGGAAAGCGUCCAGAGGAGGGCGACUAUAAUGAUUAAGGGUCUGGAGAACAAGCCCUAUGAGGAGCGGCUUAAAGAGCUGGGCAUGUUUAGCCUGCAGAAGAGAAGGCUGAGAGGAGACAUGAUAGCCAUGUACAAAUAUGUGAGGGGAAGUCCUAGGGAGGAGGGAGCAAGCUUGUUUUCUGCGGCCCUGCAGACUAGGACACGGAACAAUGGCUUCAAACUACAGGAAAGGAGAUUCCACCUGAACAUCAGGAAGAACUUCCUCACUGUGAGAAGGGCUGUUCGGCAGUGGAACUCUCUCCCCGGGGCUGUGGUGGAGGCUCCUUCCUUGGAGGCUUUUAAGCAGAGGCUGGAAGGCCAUCUGUCGGGGGUGCUUUGAAUGCGAUUUCCUGCUUCUUAGCGGGGGGUUGGACUAGAUGGCCCAUGAGGUCUCUUCCAACUCUACUAUUCUAUGAUUCUAUGAUUCUAUGAUUCUAUGGAGUCUUGGAAGAACAUCUAUCUUUAUUCAAUGGAGACCAUGGCGUCUUGAAAGAACAUCUACCUUGAUUCAAAGAAGCCACAUGGAUGUAAGGAAUGUGGGAGGACCUUCAAUAGUCAGGGCACAUGUUCCAAGCAUCAAUGAACCCAUGGAGACCAUGGAGUCUAGGAAGAACAUCUACCAUUAUUCAAAGAAGCCAUUAAUGAAUGGAAUGCGGAAGGACCUUCAAUAGUUGUGGCACUUCAACAAACCCAUGGUGAUUUUGAUGCCUUGGAACAACAUCUACCUUCAUUCAAAGCCAUGGCAUCUUGAAAGAACAUCAACCUUGAUUCAAAGAACCCACAUGGAUGUAUGGAAUCUGGAAGGACCUUCAAUAGUCAGGGCACAUGUUCCAAGCAUCUAUGAACCCAUGGAGACCAUGGAAUCUUGGAAGAACAUCUACCUUCAUUCAAAGAAGCCACGUGGAUGUAUGGAAUGUGGAAGGUCCAUCAAUAGUUGUGGCGCAUGUUCCAAGCAUCAAUGAAACCAUGGAGACCAUGGUGAUUUGAAAGAACAUCUAUCAUAAUUCAAAGAACCCACAUGGAUGUAUAGAAUCUGGAAGGACCUUCAAUAGUUGGGGCGCAUAUUCCAAGCAUCAAUGAACCCAUGGAGACCAUGGAAUCUUGGAAGAACAUCUACCUUGAUUCAAAGAAGCCACAUGGAUGUAUGGAAUGCAGAAGACCUGCAAUAGUUGCAGCGCAUGUUCCAAGCAUCAAUGAACCCAUGGAGACCAUGGAAUCUUGGAAGAACAUCUACCUUGAUUCAAAGAAGCCACAUGGAUGUAUGGAAUGCAGAAGACCUGCAAUAGUUGCAGCGCAUGUUCCAAGCAUCAGUGAAACCAUGGAGACCAUGGCAUCUUGAAAGAACAUCUACCUUCAUUCGAAGAACCCACUUGGAUGGAUGGAAUGUGGAAGGACCAUCAAUAGUCAAGGUGCAUCUUCCAAGCAUCAGUGAAACCAUGGAGACCAUGGUGAUUUGAAAGAACAUCUAUCAUAAUUCAAAGAACCCACAUGGAUGUAUAGAAUCUGGAAGGACCUUCAAUAGUUGGGGCGCACAUUCCAAGCAUCAACAACUCAUAGAGAUCAUAGUGUCUGGGAAGAGCGUCUACCUUCAUUCAAAGAAGCCACAUAAUGGAGAAACCAUAUACAUGUAUGGAAUGUGGGGAGAGCUUAGUUACUGAUAGCAGUUAGACUAGGACAUUCGCUGGUGUAAAACCUAAUAAAUGGAUGGAAUAUGGAAAGACCUUCAAUAAUAUCAUAAUUGUGGAUCAGCCAAUAUACAGUAGAGUCUCGGUUAUCCGACUUCCGUUUAUCCGGCACUCCGUAUUAUCCGAGGCUGGGGCGCCCUCCCUUGCUUGCUUGCUCACCCACCCUCUCUCACUCACUCACCGCUGCCAGGACCCAGUUCAGUGAGUGAGCGAGAGAGUGGGGGGGGGGGGCAGGUGAGUGAGAGAGGGAGGGCGAGCAGCAAACGAGGCAGCAACAGCAGAAGCAGGAGCUUGGAAGAGGCGGCAAGGCUCCUGCUUCUGCUGCCAAUGCACCGUUGUCGCUCGCCCUCCCUCCCUCCCUCCCUCCCUCCCUCACUCACCUGCCCUUCCUCAAUCUCUCAUUCACUCACCGGGCCAGGUCCUGCUUCUGCCACUGCUGCUGGGACCCAGCCCGGUGAGUGAGUGAGAGAGCGAGGGAGGGCGAGUGAGUGAGGGAGGGAGGGAGAGACGGCAGGUGAGUGACUGCGAGAGCAAGGGUGAGUAACAAAGGCACAGCAGUGGCAGAAACAGGAUCCUAGAAGAGGUGGCCAUGCUCCUGCUUCUGCCGUCACCUUUGUGGCUCGCCCCCGCUCUCUCACUCACUCACAGGGUCGGGUCCUGGUUCUGCUGCCACUACUGGGACCCAGCCCAGUGAGAGAGUGAGAGAGCGAGAGUGAGGGUGAGCCACAAAGGUGUGCCUUUGUGGCUCACCCUCGCUCUCUCACUUACUCACCUGCCCUCCCUCGCUUUCUCACUCACUCACUGGGCUGGGUCCUGGUUCUGCCGCCACUCCCAGGACCCAGCCCAGUAAGUGAGUGAAAGAGCAAGGGAGGGCAGGUGAGUGAGUGAGAGAGUGAAGGUUGGAGACAAAGGCAGCAGCGGUGACAGAAGCAGGAGCCUGAAAGAGGCGGCCAGGCUCCUGCUUCUGCUGCUGCCUUUGCCGCCCUCCCUCAAUCGCUCACUCACUUAUCAGGCUGGGUCUUAGUGGCAAAGGCAGCAAUGGCAGAACCACGACCCGGCCAGUGAGUGAGCGGGCGAAGGAGGGAGGACGGAAAGACGGCUGGGGGACGAAGGAACCAGGGCCUGGAAGAGGCAGAAAGGGGAGGCCAGCGAGUGAGCGAUCCCUCUCUAUUAUUCAACAUUUUCACUUAUCCAACAUUCUGCCUGCCAGUUUAUGUCAAGACUCUACUGUACCAGAAUCCAGUGAUAGCAUAACCAAGGAUUAGCUUUUAAGUGUAACGGGAUCUACAGAGAACCUUCCCUGGUGGAAAACCUUAUGAACAAAUGAAAUGUGGAAAGGACUUCAAUAAUAGCGUAAUUGUGGAUAAUGGAAUCCUACAAUAGCAUAAUUGGGGAUUAGCCUGUAUAGUGGAAUCUAUAGAAGACCCUCGCUGGUGUGUAAGACCUUAUAAAGCAGUGGUUCCCAACCUGUGGUCCGUGGACCACCAGUGGUCCCCAAGAACUAAAAUAUGGUCUGCGGCCUCACCGUUACUACGCCAUUGCAACGAGAGUGACUGGUGUCGUGAAACCCUCUUAAAAUGCUGAGACAACGGGGAUGUCGGGAAGGGAGAGGCUGACAACUCAUGAAAAGCACGUGCGAUAACAAGCCUCCUGACUGCUGCUUCUCCAUGGACCCUACUGUACAUACAUAUACUAUUAUAAUAACUUUAUUUUCAUAUCCCGCCUCCAUCUCCCCAAAGGGACUCGGGGCGGCUUACAUGGGGACAAGCCCGAUCCAACAAAGAUUAAAUAUAUACACAUAAACAGGUGGUCUAAAAUCUAAUAGAUGGAUGGAUAGAUAGAUAAAUAGGUAUGGAUAGAUACAGAUCACGGAACUAAUUGCUAUUUCAUAUCUGCCUUAUAUACAUACAUGGCCUGAAGGUAAUUUUAUUAUUAUUAUUAUUAUUAUUUAUUUACAGUAUUUAUAUUCCGCCCUUCUCACCCCGAAGGGGACUCAGGGCGGAUUACAAUGAACACAUAUAUGGCAAACAUUCAAUGCCAAUAGACAAACAACAUUCAGUUUUAGACAGACACAGAGGCAUUUUUUUUAACAUCUUCCAGCUUCACGAUUUCCGGUGUUUUAUGGUGUUGUAGAUUAGUUAAAUUAGCCUCCCGCAUAAAGCGUCCCUAAAUUUCCCUAAUUGACAGAUUCAACUGUCUUUCGGGGCUGCUAGGUCAACAGCAAGCCGGGGCUAUUUUUUAUUUUUUAUUUUUAUGGUCGGAGGCUUAACCUGACCCAGGCUUCGAACUCAUGACCUCUCGGUCAGUAGUGAUUUAUAGCAGCUGGUUACUAGCUAGCUGCGCCACAGCCCGGCCCCUAUGACAAAUAAAACAUUUGUCAUAAUUUUCUGUAUGAAACAAAAAAUUGAUAAGUGUUAAACAUAGAAGUAGUCCUUUAUGUAUGUAUGUAUGUAUGUAUGUAUGUAUGUGUGUGUGUGUAUGUGUGUAUGUGUGUAUAUAUACACACACACACACACAUACAUAUACAAACACACAUACAUGCAUAAAGGACUACCUGUAUAUUUAAGACUUACCUGAUUCAAUGUCCUACUGGUUUCCAUGGCACUUCGUCCAUAGAGCCUGAAAGCAUUCAACUCGUUCCUGCUUCUGGAAAGAUGUGAGUAGCUGGGGAACCCAAUGAGUGGAUACCUUAUGCAUGUGAAGAUGGUCUUGGGUGAUUUUUUCCACAGACCCCACACUCAUCUUGACAUUUUGGGCUAGGUGGAGAAUGGUUACAUAGCGAUUGUCCAAAAUACCUCCACUUGCUGGAUGGUGUGUUCAUGAAUGGCAGAGUGGAUUCGCCCUGGAAUUGGAACUAUUUGCACCAAAGUCCGACCACAUGUGAAUUGACGAUGCCAGUUCUUGAUUACGUCAUAUGAUGGGGAAUCAUCACCAUGAACUUGCGCCAAAUUGCUAUAUGUGUGUGUGUAAAGAAAUCCUUGCAAGGUUGUUUGCAGGAGAUCUCUACAAAAGAGCUCAGCUUUGCAGAGGCAAAGCCACGCCUCAAAACAAUGUAUCGGUUUGAUGGCAGAUGGCUGGAUUUGACAGUUGGAAUUUGAGCUUGGAAGGAGAGCACAGAAAUAGACAGGCUUUCUGGCUACGGUCAAGUAGCUGAUUCAAAUAUGCUAUGCUGUAUAUAUAUUGAAUGCUGAUUGAUUAGUUAUUGAUCCUAUGCAACUACAUGGACAUUGUAUGAUUGUUGAACUGUUUAUUUGACUUCAACUCAACAAGUAAAGUUUCCUUUUGUUCGUUCAA